This is a messenger RNA of Pomacea canaliculata, 4019 nucleotides long. RefSeq names its product 2-hydroxyacylsphingosine 1-beta-galactosyltransferase-like. Gene Ontology annotation, molecular function: UDP-glycosyltransferase activity. NCBI's taxonomy places the organism in Eukaryota, Metazoa, Mollusca, Gastropoda, Architaenioglossa, Ampullariidae. The coding region runs from base 1001 to 2524 and encodes 507 amino acids. The transcript has 2 exons. The record is from RefSeq and is a predicted model, not a curated record.
UGAAUGUCUUGUUUGUAUGUCUGCCCAUCAUAUGUGCAUAUAUAUAUAUACUCAUAUUAUGUUUGUGUAUGGAUGUGGAUGGGUUUGUAAGCAAAAGAACAUUUUCUGUCUUGGACAUUCUAAUGUUUCAUUAUCUUCCCUCUACAAGAAGGACGCCGCGGUACGUUUAGUUGUAUAGUCAUCUGGGCUAUGAGCAGGACAAUAAGGUGAAAGGUGUGCACGAUGAUGAUGAUGAUGACGAGGAGGAGGAGGAGGAAAAAUAAUGGAAAGAUGGUAGUUUGAAUUUGGGGGUGGGAUAUCUUCCAACGUACGUAAAAAGGGAAUCAGGAUGACGACAGUCGUCAGAGCAGAGAGCCUGAUGAAUAACGAUGGCUGAUUUUCUCCGUAGCAGAGUGUUACUCUGCAAGUGAGAGAGUGAUCAACUACGACUAUCACUAAAGUGCAACAUUUGCACUUUUAUCAUCCUUUUUUAUUUUUAUUAAAAUGAAGUCAGCUGGAUCACCGCCAUAAGUAAUCAGAUCAAAUACAUAAUUUAAUUUCAUAUUUUGAAACAAUUUGAAAACGCGAACAGAGAAAAUGCGUUCCCAUCCGAAUGUCGUAGAAGGAAUUUAUCAUGGUAAGACUUGUUUUUCGUUUUGACCGCUUAUGCAAAUUUGCGGAACUGAUGUGUGUAUUAUCACAAUUUUCACGUCCUGACUGCGUUAUAACGAGUAGUAGCCAGACACCAGUGCGCAGUACAUCGAGUCACGUGGACAGGUCUGCAGAUUCUCGAUUUCUAACCUGCAGCUCACGCAUCCAAGUUGUCAUUGUAGUGACCUGAAUCACGUACCCAGAAAAUAACAUCUGCGAUAAGGCCUGAGAGGCUUCCUCGAGGUGCUCACCAACAGGAAAGGAAUUUGAACCAGUCUGAACUCCGGCAGCUGGGCGAGACGAUUCCUGGACUUUUUGCUCCUCGACUAACAAGGUUCAAGCAUAAAAGUUAUUGACCUCAAAACUGACCAUGAUCACGUGUCACCUGUUCCUGUGGUUGGCUGUGUGGACGGUCUUCUCGUCUAACCAAGUCACAGAUGGAAAGCGGGUAGUUGUCAUGCCCAUGGCCACGACGAGCCACACCAAAUACAUGGUCCACGUGGCACAGGCCCUCGCACGGCAAGGUCACGAGGUGUGGGUGACCAUAGCCGACUAUAUUGUCAACAAGCGCGUGCUGGACACGACCAACUUCACCGUCAUCGAGCUGUCGGAGUUCCCAAACAACGAAGAUUUUGUGAACAGUUUAGUAGAGAAGUAUUUUAAAGGUCAACAGGUAGACAAACAAAUAUUAACGAGAAAUGGGAAAGAAUUCUGUGAUCGUAUCCUUGGCGACAAGUCGUUAUUUGAGGAGAUUAAAGCUUUAAGUCCAGACUUCUUCGUACUUAACAAUUUGCCAAUAACAACAAUGUUGGCGAUAAUACCUUAUCGACUUGGUGUGCCGUUCGCCUUUGUUGGAAGACUCUAUGAACCAAAUACACAAAGAAUACCUGUACUACAUUGCAACAUACCCUCUUACCCCAAUGGUUUCAAUCAUCCUAGAAACUUUUAUAAGAGUAUAGCCAUUUCAUUGGAUGGUCUUUCUUUUGCCGUGGAGGAUCCAUAUGUCUACAACGAUGCAGUCAGUCGCUAUGCAUCAGAAAUGCCUUUUCUCCCCAUGGACAUGCUCAUAGCCAGAGCUGAGAUCUGGCUGGUUGAGACAGACCAUAUCCUAGACUACCCCAAACCCACUAUGCCCAACGUCAAACUAAUUGGAGGAACAGCUACAGGUCCUGGUAAACCAUUGCCACCAAAGUUUAAACACUUUAUGGAUGAUGCUGAAGAAGGUGUUGUCAUUGUUUCUUUUGGCAGCCAAAUUCUCAGUCCACCAACAUCAAUUACACAGAAAUUCCUCAAAGUAUUAACAGAUUUACCUUUUAAAUCCGUUUUCCGUUCAAACAUUUCGUCACCGAACUCAGACAAGAUUCUGACAUCGUCAUGGAUACCUCAGAAUGACCUGCUGGCUCACCCCAACACUCGCGUGUUUGUCAGCCAUUGUGGUAAGAACGGUCAGUACGAGGCUCUGUUCCACGCGGUGCCAGUGGUAGCCACCCCGAUCUUUGGUGACCAGUUCUACAACGCUGAGCGCAUGCGCGGGAAGGGGUUCUCAGAGACUGUCGACCUCAACACCGUCAGUACAGACGAGCUGUACACCACCAUUGUCCAAGUGGCGACCAACAAGAGCUACAAGCAGGCCAUCACAAAAGCCUCGGAACUGUUUAAAAUAGAGUUCGGUGUUCCUGUGGAGAAAGCGGCCUUCUGGCUUGAUCACGUGAUGAAAUAUGGCGGCGACCACUUGCGUUCGUCAGGCCAGGAACUUCCUUUCUAUCAGUUUGCUUGCUUGGACGUGUAUGGCUUUUUUCUAGUGUGUGUGCUACUGAUAUUGCUGACAGCAGUAUGUUCCUUCUAUGUAGUAUGCCGGUAUAUCUACAUGAAAUCAAAAAUAAAAAAGGAUUAGUAAGAAUGACGACGAAAAGAUGUAUUGUUUAAUUAACGAUUUUUUUUCGACGAUGCCAAAUAAACAUAAUCACACUGUAUAUUUUUUUUUCUUCCUGCUACUAGGUGUAUGAAUAGCAUUUCUCGGGUAAUGAAUUCAGCUUAUCACCACAAAGGAACAAAUAAACAGCUUUUUAAUUACAAAAUGUAAACAUUUGAACUAAUAGAUAUUUAAUAUAUAUUUCUUUUUGUCACUUUUUCUUCUUAUGUUCUUUAUAGACUUGAAACUAUUUGAUUGAUUUUGUGUAUUCCUUUUUCUUUUAUGUUUGAUGACUUUAUCGCUUGUAACCACAAGGAGCUUUUAAUAUGCGAGGUUUUUUAAUUUAACCAGAGCGUUUAUACAAAAUUUUAUUUCUCUGUUUCUGUACAUUAUUAUGUGCAAUAAUUGCCUACUGUCAAGAACGCGCUUUUAUAAAAUCUCUUUCUCACUCUCACAACACGCACGCGUUCCCUUGCGUAUUCUUUCAAACAUAUAGCACAAAGAUUCGUCGUGGAAACAAAAAUAACUUUAAAUCAAUCAACAUCAACUAAAUAUAUACAUAUAGUCAGUAGAUCUUCCAUACAGCGAUCUGCAACUCUAACAGUUCUCUUACUGUCACUGAGACGGCAUACACAUGUCCAUAUAUAUAUACUUCAAUCUGUCGUAUGUUUUUGGAAUAAAUUCAUUAGAGUCUUAGUUACUCACACGUGACUGAUAUCCACCCACACAAACGACUUGAGGCAACCACAUAUACGUUCCAAUGCUUAUUAAUAACAGGUGCUGACUCGGCAGACACCUACAGACGACUCAAAAUAUAUUUGCUGGGGAUCAACGCAUGACCCAGGCACCACAAAUAUACUCCCGGCACCACAAAUAUACUCCAGGGGCUCACACAGAUGAACUUGCAGGGAUUCGAUACACACACAAUAUCCCAAGCGAACACCACACACACGUUACGUCCGCCUUUCUUCCCUGCUCACAGCCGUCUCCUCUCUUCCAAUAUACGCUUGGGGAUCAACACAUGAUCCAAGCUGGUACCACAACUAAACUCUUGGGAGGUCAACACAUGACCUGAAGCUGGUACCACACAUACAUCCGCAGGGAUCGACCCACACAAUAUCCAAAACGAACACCACACACACUUUCUAUCCUACUCUCUUCCCUGCUCACAGCCGUCUGCUUUCUUCCAAAUAUUUUUCACUUGCCUCAGACUAAAAUUACGUCAUAAAAUGACGUCGGGUUCUGACGUGAAACCGCGACGCAAUCAACACUCUCUUAAAUGCAAGGCAAUAAUCUUUAACAAAACAAAAGACAGGGGCAACAACCUCUAAGAAAACAAAUGACAGGGGCAACAACCUCCCGCCCCUCACAGACUGGUCCGUGACACCUACCAACACAGUUUAAACUCUUUUCCCAAUCGUUUUGUUACUCUAUGAUUUUUAACGACAUGCAAAGAAUAAACAGCUCUUUAAUUUUC